Ananas comosus (pineapple) is the source of this 834-nucleotide messenger RNA. RefSeq names its product chromatin modification-related protein MEAF6. Gene Ontology annotation, cellular component: histone acetyltransferase complex. Lineage: Eukaryota; Viridiplantae; Streptophyta; Magnoliopsida; Poales; Bromeliaceae. Bases 49 to 531 code for a protein of 160 amino acids. The transcript has 7 exons. The record is from RefSeq and is a predicted model, not a curated record.
UUUUUUUCUGUUUUUUUUUCAUAUUUACGAACUCGUAGAAGGGUUCGGAUGCGAAAUCUCGCGGGAGAAAUAGAUGAAGGGCACAGGGGGGCGUCGAACCCCUCGGCCAUGCUCGCCGCGCUCGUGAGCAAGAGGGCGAAGCUUCAGGAGGAGCUCCGAAGCAUCGAGAGACAAGUCUAUGACUUGGAGACUACCUACUUGCAAGAAUCGAAUCAGUUUGGAAGUGUACUUAAAGGUUUCGAAGGAUUUUUGUCAUCGUCUAAGAGCACCACCAACCUCAAGCGCUCCCGGAAGUUUCAGCCUGAUGAUAGGCUCUUCUCAUUGUCAUCGGUUACCUCUCCAGCAGUUGAAGAGCAUUUAGCCGGACGAGAAGAUGGAAGAGCCGAGUACGGGCCGGGUCGGUUGAAAGGAGGAAGCACUCCAGUAAAUGGACAAGGAAAACCGAAGAAAGGGGGAAGGAUUGCAUUGAGGGAGGGGAAAAGAAUCCGGCCUUCGAAUGACCAAGAAUUGGAUGAUGAAGAUGAUUUUUAAACCAACUCUUAGAUAGUCUUUUUCUGUGUAGAACUAAUUUCUUUGCUUCGGUUUGCCGAACUCGAUCAGCAACUGUUGUUGUUCCUCUUUGCAAUUCCAUGUUGCUAGAUAUACAAAUGUUCUGUUUAUGUGAAAUCCAAGAACUGGAUGUAUUUUGCGAUUUUUUUUUUUGUUUCUUUUAUAAGAGCUAUUGUGGUGGCAACGAACAAUCGACGAUUUUUAUUGUAUACUGGAAAUAGGGAGGGCAAUGUCUCUUUCUACUUAACUGUAAAUUUAUUCUUCCUAUGAUGAUUCUUUAGGUUA